AUCUCUCCGGGGUCUUCGACCGCGCGGCCCAGAAGGCUUUCAGCAUAGGCAGCCUGGAACAACUUGCACUGCCGGGGUUUUGUUUUCACCGCACUUUUACUGCUCUGAUACCUUUUGUAGAAGCUGCUUGGAGAAGAAAAAGGAGGAAGGAGCGAGAUGUGGUUCUUGUGCGUAUUCUUCCACCGGCUGCUGGACUAUCGCCGGCCGGAGGUUGAGUCCCUGGCGGAGCUCUUUGGAGCUUUCGAGCCGAUGGAAGAUGGAAGUCCAGUGCGGCCUCUUUCGUUGGAGUGGAAUCUUCCUCAGAACCACCACAUCGACUCUCCCUUCCACUUCGUUAACCUACCAUCCGAGGAUGUGGCUAGGAACAUCGCCAGACGAAGUAUGCUUGUCAAGGGGAUUUAUGAAUUAUGGGGAGAGGGCAUUACCGAUGAUGAUUUAGAAAAGGCUAUUAGAGGUUUCCCUGAUGAGAGAAAGUUGCCAUAUUUGAAACCCGAAAGCUCAUUUCGCAUUACAGUAGACAAUUUUGGCAAAGUGAUCAGCUUUCAAGAACAAAAUGAGCGCAUCCGUGGACUCAGUUACAUUCCGUUCAAGGGUCGAGUUGAUUUACGUAAUCCUGAUCAUAAAUUCUGGCUCAUGGAAAUUGAUGACUAUGGAGAAAACAACGGUCUUCCACCUGUUGUAGAAAGAAGAAUUUUUUUUGGCCGGGAAGUUGGAGCUGCAGAUAGAAAACUCCUACCAACCUAUCAGUUAAAAAGUCGAAAAUACAUAGGACCUACUGCCAUGGAUGCUGAGAUUGCCUUCCUAAUGGCAAAUCAAGGUUUGGCACGACCAGGGAAACUCAUCUAUGAUCCCUUUGUUGGAACUGGGAGCAUUCUUGUUGCUGCUGCACAUUUUGGAGCAAUGACUAUGGGUGCAGAUAUUGACAUAAGGGUGGUACGUGAUGGCCGUGGUCCGGACUGUAAUGUUUGGAGCAACUUUGAACAGUAUGGUCUGCCGAAGCCACUUUCUUUGAUGAGAUCAGAUAAUAACCUGCCGCCUUGGCGUUCUGGACUCAAGGAGGUAUUUGAUGCCAUAAUCUGCGAUCCUCCUUACGGUGUUCGUGCUGGAGGACGGAAAUCUGGUGGCCGAAAAUUACUUAAAGGCGCUGUUGACCCAUACACAGUUCCAGAAGAGAAACGAUUUAACCACAUUCCAUCAACUGCAGCUUACAGCUUAGCAGAAUGUGUGAACGACCUUCUUGAACUUGCUGCAAGGAUGCUUGUCAUGGGAGGCAGGCUUGUGUUUUUCUUUCCUGUACUUAGGGAGGAUGUGGUAACUGUUGCCCAGUUCCCCGAACAUCCUUGCUUCACAUUGAUAGCUUCCUGUGAGCAGAUUCUUAGUUUACGCUAUAGUCGCUAUUUGCUCACAAUGGUGAAGACUGGCCAUUACACUGAAGAGAUUUCAGAGUUAGCUAGAAAGAAGCACUUGGACUUCAGAGAGAACCACCUCAAAUGGAUGGAAGAAGGUAAUCUUCAUUCUGCAGUGUUCAGUUCUUCUGAUGCUCAAAAUACAAAAUCCUUGUUUGACAGAGAUAGCAAGCCAAAAUACAGAGGCAAGUAUGUGUAAUAUUAUUUAUCUUACAACUCUUUUUGAUUGUUUGUUUUGAAUGUAAUUUAUAAGAAAACCAAGUGUUUUGAAAGAAUUCUAAUGAGUACAUUCAAACA
Messenger RNA from Dendrobium catenatum, 1703 nucleotides. RefSeq names its product tRNA (guanine(10)-N2)-methyltransferase homolog. Gene Ontology annotation, cellular component: cytoplasm. Gene Ontology annotation, molecular function: nucleic acid binding. Bases 157 to 1605 code for a protein of 482 amino acids. The record is from RefSeq and is a predicted model, not a curated record. The transcript has 6 exons. Lineage: Eukaryota; Viridiplantae; Streptophyta; Magnoliopsida; Asparagales; Orchidaceae. Gene Ontology annotation, biological process: methylation.